Sycon ciliatum is the source of this 1770-nucleotide messenger RNA. RefSeq lists its product as uncharacterized. The transcript is spliced from 3 exons. Bases 420 to 1223 code for a protein of 267 amino acids. The record is from RefSeq and is a predicted model, not a curated record. NCBI's taxonomy places the organism in Eukaryota, Metazoa, Porifera, Calcarea, Leucosolenida, Sycettidae.
AUUUGAUGCGCUGCAUAACCGGCUUCGUCGUCGACUAGUUUUCGACUCAAGAACGGACACCGUCAAACAGAGAGGUCUGUUCCGCUCCCCAAACCGUCUUGUCCUCCGGCAGCAACAGCUAACAGCAGCAGCCCAAGGCCAAGAGGCAAGAGUCUUUGUUACAUAACGCGUCCGGAGCAGUCUACCUAUCGCUCGCCGCGCACCCAAACACUGGGCGAAUGCAGCAGCGCAAACAAGCAAGCUAAAAAGAAGGGCUCCAGUUCUGUUCGUGGAACAACCGGUGUAUUUCCUGCUCGGGCAGAAGUUGCUCACGCACCGUUCACCUUCUCGAUCUCCCGUGGCUGAACAAAACCAAUAACCGGAGAGUACGUGUAGAUCUAGCAGGUCUUUGGUUUCAGCCGGAGAAAGAGCGCAAGAAGAUGAACAAUAACAUAGUGACACUUCGCCUAGUACCGGUAGCUGGUGGAGUAGGCCAGCAUAACAACAACAAUGGCAUUCUGGCAGGGCAAGCUGUACCCAACGCGGCCGUCAACGUCAACAUGGUUGGUCAAGCAGGUCAGCCUGCGCUCCCGCCUGCAUUACCGGCUCCGUUCGCGCCCCUUGCAAUGCAAGCAGCGUAUCCCCAACAGGUACCAGCAGGCAAUGGAAUAGUCGCUCCGCCUAUGCACCAGCAGCACAUCAACAAUGGCAUUCUGGCAGGGCAAGCUGUACCCAACGCGGCCGGCAACGACGUCAACAGGGUUGGUCCAGCAGGUCAGCCUGCGCUCCUGGCACUCCCGCCUGCGCUGCCGGCUGCGCUUGCGCCCGCACUUGCACCUGCGGCUCCGUUCGCGCCCCUUGCAAUGCAAGUUUCGCCUCGGCAACCCCUGCCCGCUCACCAUGCCAGCACACACCACCCUUCGACCAGGUGCGCUGAAUGCGACCUAUUUAUGUACAGUGCUAGGUACAUUAACCAGCACGUGACGCACCUGUGCCCAGCACUUGGACGUGGUCGGCCGAUGGUGAUCGAGUGCACGGCAUGCGGCGGCUGCUUCAACGGGUACGAGGCGCUUCACAAUCACCUCAGCGGCGGAGUGGACGACGGUACCUACUGCUGUCCAACGGAGCACGCCAAAUUUUACGUGUGUCGUCAGCCGCAGUGCGACUUCACGGCCUCUGACAAUGAGGAUUUCGCCAACCAUAUCCAAGAACAACACCAGCACCGCCAGGUCAACCAGGCGUGAUGUGAAGACUUACCUGCUGCCCGAAAUGCGGCUGCUAACUAACUUACAGGUCCGACAUGCCAACAGUCCAGUAUUGUUCUAGUCACAAUGGUAUUGUGCUGGCCGACAUGCCAGCCGUCUACUAUUGUGCUACUGCUAGCGACCGGUACGGUGGUCUAGUGACCAGUGGUCUAGUUUUGUGCUACUGCUAACGACCGGUGGUCUAGUGACCAGUGGUCUAGUUUUGUGCUACUGCUAACGACCCGUGGUCUAGUUUUGUGCUACUGCUAACGACCCGUGGUCUAGUGACCAUUGGUCUAGUAUUGCGCUAGCGACCGUGGUCUAGUCACGGUAGGGCUACUUGCUGCUGCAUCAUCGCAUGCCAUCAAUGUGCUGCAUGCGUAGUAUUGUCAUAAAAAUUACGCGGUAUUGUAUAGUUGUAUAGUUUCAUAGUCUGGUCUCCAGUAUAAUAGUCUUGUGUAUCUGUAUUAAUUUUAUAAUAGUCAUAUCAGUCCUGUUGAAGUGGCCAGGAUUCUUAUGUAUUAGCCCUGUUUGAGCUGUAAUAGGA